AUGACGUUUUCUCAUCACCGCAUUAUAGAUUUGACGACCGCCGCGGGGGAGAAAGUUAUCGACCGGCCGAACGGCCAGGCCGAUCGCCCUCUCGAGGAUACGAAGGCCGUCGACGCUCCCCACCACGAAAUCGCUCACGUCCGCGGGCUGACACCUGGGUACCCUCAAAUCGAGCAUAUGGACGUCCCCGCAGUCGCUCACCCGAGUAUCGACGCCGCUCCCGAACGCCUCCAUUCCAGGGUAGAGGGUAUGGACCAGGGUCUUAUGGUAGGCGGCGGUCUCCCCCACGACGCUUUUCGCCCCGAAGAGAUGAUCGACCCCGAUCGCCUCCUCCUUCCUGGCGGUCUCGAUCUCCUGCAGGCAGGCCGCGCGAUCUAUCUCGAGAGUUCCGCCGACGCCCCUCGCCGAGAACAGAAUGCUGAUAAGAGAGAGCGACCCUCGUCACGGUCCAGACAAGUAUCACCGGCCCACAUUGUGGCAGCACCCGAAUCUAGCGCCACGUCUAGACGCUCUUCUCCCUCCGUACAUCCCGACCGAACCGGUGCCACCUCUAUUCGCAGUCGCAGCCGAUCACCUAUUCGGCAAUCACCCUCUCUUCGACCACCACUAGGACCCCAGGGCCGAUCCCCGUAUCGAGAUCCCCAUCGUGAAUCGGAGACCCUAGGUCCCCGAAAGCCGCAGGAUGACUAUACUCGUAAUUUGGAAAAGGCACCCACGGAUCAAGGUCAACUAAGCGGUGGUCGAUCACCUGGCAACAUCCCUACGCAACCAAGGAGCUCUGGGAUCCAUCAACCCCCGCCCUCGGGGCCCUCACAGGGGCCAAAGGUGGCCGCUCCUGGGCCUAAUAGAGGCCCUCACAAUAUGUCUUUGUUGUCUGCGCCCACCCGGCCUCGUCGGGGGCCCGGUUCGAGAGACGGCCCAUGGGGUGGGUCUUCUAUGGCGCGCCGUGGACCGCCCGCCGCGCCAGCGGCCCAUGGCGUGCCCUCUGGACCACGAGCCUCCUUUUCGUCGCCCGCAACAGGAGUUGGAGGAGGUCACUAUCGACAUGUAGGUGCUCGACAACACAGUGUGGCAUCUGCCAAUCCACCGGCAGGACCGAAGGGUCCGAGUCAUCUUGCUGGGUUGAGCUCAAUUACCCCUGGCGGGAGGGUCUUCCCGUCGACGCUGGAUCCCGCAACGGAAAAGCGUCUUCUUCAGCUCGAAACCGAUCGAGAAAAGCUCCUUGAACAGGUGAUGGAGACUCAAAGAUCUAAACGAGCCGGCUUGCGCGACUGGGAUCGACUGGAUCGAGAGAGUUCCAUCUGUGCUCUCAAGAGCGAGUUGGCGGAGGGCCAUCUACAACGCAUGGCUGAGGAGAGCAGCAUUGGGGGUGGCGUUUUAUUCUGA
Messenger RNA from Penicillium cataractarum, 1386 nucleotides. RefSeq lists its product as uncharacterized. The transcript has 2 exons. The record is from RefSeq and is a predicted model, not a curated record. The coding region runs from base 1 to 1386 and encodes 461 amino acids. NCBI's taxonomy places the organism in Eukaryota, Fungi, Ascomycota, Eurotiomycetes, Eurotiales, Aspergillaceae.